Molecule: messenger RNA, 1039 nt
Organism: Rosa chinensis
Lineage: Eukaryota; Viridiplantae; Streptophyta; Magnoliopsida; Rosales; Rosaceae
Product: F-box protein At2g02240
Exons: 3
Coding region: 128-886 (252 amino acids)
Molecular function (GO): protein binding
Source: RefSeq, a predicted model, not a curated record
AAAACAAACACGGCCUAAAUUGGUCCGAGACCAGACCAGACCAGAGUCAACUACACACAGUUUCAUCACCAAACAUCUGAAAACAGACGCAGUGAAGCAGAAGGAGAAAGAGGCCUGCGGCACAGUGAUGGAUCUGCACCAGUUACCGGAGGGCUGCAUAGCCAAGAUAGUAUCGUUGACGACUCCUGAAGAUGCCUGCCGCCUGUCGUUGCUCUGUAAGAUUUUCAAGUCUGCGGCGGAAUCCGACGCCGUUUGGGACAAGUUCCUUCCGCCUGAGACACCCACGAUCCUGUCCCAGUCCGGCGAAUCUGGACUAUUGGCCGCCAGUUCCAAGAAGGAGCUUUACCUCGCUCUCUGCAACAAACCUGUCCUCAUCAACGACGGUAAAUUGAGCUUUUCACUGGACAAAUGGAGUGGGAAAAAAUGUUACAUGAUAUCUGCAAGAGAGCUUGGUAUUGUCUGGGGCGAUACUCCCCAGUAUUGGAGAUGGACUUCUCAUCCUGAAUCCAGGUUUCCGGAGGUGGCUGAGCUUCUUGUUGUUUGCUGGCUUGAAAUCUAUGGGAAACUUGAAACACGCUUGCUGACCCCAUCGACUCUGUACAAAGCUUACCUUGUGUUCAAGUUUACUCGAAGGGCUUUUGGAUUUGAACACGUACGUGCUGAGGUCACUAUAGGUCUGGAGGGAGGAGAACAGAGUAAACAGACUCUGGUUUUUCCCAACGAAGGGGAGAGACCCGGGUGGUUGGAGAUUGAGUUGGGUGAGUUUUUCUGUGAAGGGGGAGAAGAUGGGCUGUUGAAAUUGCAUUGUUUGGCGAAUGAGGCUAAUAAUGGGAGGAGCGGUCUUGUUGUUCAAGGCAUUGAGGUCAGGCCUAAGAGGAACAACUAGUAGAAUUCAUCUCGUCUAUGGAAAAGGGUUUUGAUACUCGUUUUGUUUUAUAUUAAUCCUGUCUGUAAUCUAAGAAAAGUAUCACCCUCAAACAUUGCAGUUUUCUGCAAUUGACAUUAAUGAAUCAUGUGAAUGGCUUUAUUGUGUGAGGUA